Medicago truncatula (barrel medic) is the source of this 1076-nucleotide messenger RNA. The record is from RefSeq and is a predicted model, not a curated record. NCBI's taxonomy places the organism in Eukaryota, Viridiplantae, Streptophyta, Magnoliopsida, Fabales, Fabaceae.
AGUGACAUAAACAUUAAUCCACUUUUUCUCUCUUACGAAUUUGGAAUCCAUCACAUGAGUCUCACCAAACCAUUCACAAAAAAAAAUAACACUUUUUGUCUGUUCAAGCUUCCAACUUUUAUCCAUUGCCUUUUGUAAGCAUUUAAACAUUCUUGGUGUCUCUCAACUUGACAAGAUCAUUUAUCUUGAGUAACCAUGGCAUGUUCAUUAAAGAGUGUUUUCUAUGUUCCUAAAUUGAAUGAGAGUAUGCUUCUUGGUCCUUCAAGACAUGUUGAAGCAAAAUCAAGCACCUAUUCAGUUUUGAGUACUGAUUUCAUGGGAAAACCCAUUGUUCUUUCAGAAGUAAAUGGCUCAAAGUAUUACAAUUUGAAAACUUCUAGAGAUGUCUCUAUUAAUGCACAUGCAACAAGUUGUGUUAGCAAAUCAUUGAAAUGGUGGAAGAAGAACUUGAAGGCUAAUAUGAUUGAGAUCCAUUCAGCACAAGAACUGGUUCAUUCUUUGGUCAACGCUGGUGAUACAUUGGUUGUGGUGGAUUUCUAUUCACCUGGCUGUGGAGGCUGCAAAGCCCUUCACCCAAAGAUAUGUCAAAUAGCGGAAUUACACCCAAGUGUAAUAUUUCUGAAAGUGAACUAUGAGGAGCUGAGAAGUAUGUGUGAAAGUUUGCACAUUCAUGUCUUACCAUUCUUCAGAUUCUACCGAGGUGCAGAAGGUCGAGUUUCUAGCUUCAGUUGUACAAAUGCAACGAUAAAAAAAUUUAAGGAUGCCGUAUCAAAACACGGAAAUGAACGUUGUAGCUUAGGUCAAGCAAAAGGUUUGGAUGAGUCUGAGUUGACAGAUUUGGCGUCGAUCGGUGAAAUAAGAAUUGAUUCUCCUUUACUGUAUCCUGUUGAAGAAAAAUUGAAAGAGUUUUCUGAUGUUUGGAAUAUGGCAAGUAAUAGCAAAGCAACAUUUUUCUUAUCAUAAUAGAGAUUGAAACUACAUUACAAUUGUAAAUAUAUAAUUUAUUCUUUAUAUUUCAAAGGAUGAAGUUCAAAUUCCUUUGUAAAACCAUCAUUAGCAUCAUAUUAAUUAUAGUA